This is a messenger RNA of Schistocerca gregaria, 2295 nucleotides long. RefSeq names its product zinc finger protein 492-like. Gene Ontology annotation, cellular component: nucleus. Gene Ontology annotation, biological process: regulation of transcription by RNA polymerase II. The coding region runs from base 230 to 1834 and encodes 534 amino acids. NCBI's taxonomy places the organism in Eukaryota, Metazoa, Arthropoda, Insecta, Orthoptera, Acrididae. The record is from RefSeq and is a predicted model, not a curated record. Gene Ontology annotation, molecular function: DNA-binding transcription activator activity, RNA polymerase II-specific; RNA polymerase II cis-regulatory region sequence-specific DNA binding. The transcript is spliced from 6 exons.
UCUGCGCCACCUACCCGCCGAUCAAUGAAAUACGAGACAGCAGCUUCAUCCCGUCACUAACCACCAAACUACGAGACUACGUCAGCGCGGUUCGCACACGGCACCACACCACAACGACGCUUCACCUGACCCCUGCCGCUACGGAGGAACCAACACGACUACAGUGCGACUUCAAACGUCAAAACAUCGCGACUUCGAAGAGCGUCGAGGGAGGUGUAGUACUGCUGUCAUGGGUGACACGAAAACUGUUUGGGUUAAAAAAGAAGAAAUUGAUGAGUUUCCUGAAGAUCCAUUAAAAUUUGAGAAGCUUGACUUCAAUAUGAAUGAAGGUCCAGAACCUAAUUUUCAUCUGGAUGCCUCUGAACACAAUCAUGUUGAAGUUCCAUUUGUACUACCAGUACCCACUCAUAUAAAGGAGGAUCCGGAGCUAAAUUUGGAAGCAGAAGAAACUGAGAAUAUUGAGGUAGCUCCAAGAAGAUGUGCACCAGACAGUACAUGGUCGAUUAACCCCAUCGGUUUCCCUGGAGCCAAGUUACUGAAAGAAACAAGUCUGCAAGGAUUGACUAGUGAUAAACUUGAAAUUGCUGCAGUGAAAUUGCCACAUUUUGUCAGAAUUGGUACUCAAACAGAAAUACAAGUACCUGUGCAGGCAUCUACACAGUGUGGUGUGAUAUUUCUCAUUCAUAAUAGCUUCAUACAGCCAGUAAUUAGUCGAGAGGAAUAUCAAUGUAGCAAAGUCUCAAAUUACUCUCGUAGCCUCCCACCCUGUGAAGUAAUGCGUGCUGAUGAAAACUCACACACAUUCGAUAUUUCUAAGAAAUCUCUUACUACAUGUGAUAAUUCCCAAAAUUCUAAAAUUAGGAAUAAAUCACUUGCUCAGUCAGGUUGUUUGUAUAAACUCUCUACAGAACAUAUGAGUGAGAUAUCACUCACUUCUGUUAUUUGUGGGAAACACUUUGCUAAGCCUCGUCAUCUGAAAAGGCAGUUGUUAAUACAUACUAAUGAAUGUGAUGUUUGUGGGAAAUCUUUUUCGGACUCUAGUCAUCUAAAGAGACACAUGUUACACCAUAGUGGCAAGAAACCACACAAAUGUGAAGUUUGUCAGAAAACCUUUAGUCUGUAUUGUAAUCUCAAGAGGCAUGUUUUAUUACAUACGGGCGAACGACCAUAUAAAUGCAGUGUUUGUGGGAGAUCAUUUAUUGACUCUGGCAAUCUUUAUAAGCAUUCCGUAAUACAUACAGGCGCGGGGAAACACAAAUGUAAUGUUUGUGGUAAGAGCUUCCUGUACGCCAGUUUUCUCAAGAAGCAUAUAUUAACACACACUGGCGAAAAACCGCACAUCUGUAAUAUUUGCGGGAAAUCUUUUAUCGAAUCUUGCAAUCUCAAAGCCCAUUUAUUAAUUCAUUCUGCCGAGAGGCCACACACAUGUGAUGUAUGUGGGAAAUCCUUUACGGUGUUUAGGCGUCUGAAGUUGCACAAAUUUAUACAUACUGGGUUGAGACCGUACAGAUGUGAAGAUUGUGGUAGUUCGUUUACUCACCGUAGUUGUCUUAAAACGCACAUCUUAAUUCAUACUGGGGAGAAACCAUACAAAUGUAUGAUUUGUGGAAAAUCGUUUACUACGUCUGGUAUUCUCAAAACACACUCAUUGAUUCAUAGUGGUGAGAGACCGCAUAAAUGUAAUGUUUGUGAGAAAGCCUUUACUACUGCUGGUAAUCUCAGAAAGCAUUCAUUGAUUCAUAGUGGUGAGCGACCUCACAAAUGUGAUAGUUGUGGGAAAUCCUUCACAGAAGCUGGUCAUCUGAAGAGACAUGUUGCAACACAUACUGACUAGAAAUAAUGUUCACGUACUGUUGGUUGGUAAGUUCUACUUCAAUCUGCCAAUUUCAUGUAGAAUACAAUAACAACUACUAGUGAGAGACCAGACAGCAGCUAAGCAUGGUGAAAAGGGGUCUCAGAAAUAAUAGUGGUUUUAAUGGCAGAUUGCAUUCUGAUAUCAGAUAGUCUAGAGAAAAGUACUCAUUUUAAGAACUGAAAUGUAGUAUUCAAUGCAGGGCCUGUAUUGAGACCUGUAAUUUAUAUGACAGUGCAGUUGUAAUUAGGCCAGGAGUUAUUUUAAAUACGUUUUGUUAAUAGUUUUGUGAUUUGUAAUUUCUAAAUGAUGAUUGCAUUAAUGUAUAUAAUCUUAAACAGAGAGAUCCAGGUGCUGUUCAUAAAGAUAUGUCUCAUGUUAGUCAUAAAUAUUAUUGUAUCCAAACUUUUAGGAACAUGAAUUAAAGUUUUUAUUUGCCUGUA